This is a messenger RNA of Megalobrama amblycephala (Wuchang bream), 1225 nucleotides long. Its product is annotated as chymotrypsin-like protease CTRL-1. The transcript has 6 exons. The coding region runs from base 93 to 1013 and encodes 306 amino acids. Gene Ontology annotation, biological process: proteolysis. The record is from RefSeq and is a predicted model, not a curated record. Gene Ontology annotation, molecular function: serine-type endopeptidase activity. Lineage: Eukaryota; Metazoa; Chordata; Actinopteri; Cypriniformes; Xenocyprididae.
AGUGGGGGUGGGGCAGGAUAACUUAGAUAAAUGUGGCAGUACUUGCUUUACAUCUCAUUAUAAACCUGAAGGUUGAGGAAACAGCAGAAGAUAUGAAGUUUAACACAGCUAUUGCCGGAGUCAUACUUCUCAACAUAGCAGGUUCCCUCUGCCAGUCAGAUGUAUGUGGUCAAGCCCCCCUCAACACAAAGAUUAUUGGAGGGGAGGAUGCAGCAGCAGGGUCUUGGCCGUGGCAAGUCAGCAUUCAUAGUGACACGUAUGGAGGCCAUUUCUGUGGUGGGAGUCUAAUCAAUAAAGACUGGGUUUUAUCUGCAGCUCACUGCUUCCAGAAUGUAGGUGCAUCUGACAUAUGGAUGUACUUCGGGCGCUGGAGACAAUCGGGCUCAAACCCUAAUGAGACAUACAGGACAGCAAGUCGAAUUAUCAACCAUCCCAAUUAUGAAGGUGAUGUUACUCAUAACAACGACAUAGCACUGGUCCAGCUCUCCUCCUCUGUGAAUUUCACUGACUAUAUUAAGCCAGUCUGUCUGGCGGCUGCUGGUAGUGCAUUUGCUGGAGGUACAGAGAUCUGGGUGACUGGAUGGGGAGCACAAAAGACUGGAGGCCCGGCUGCUAACAUACUGCAGCAGGUGAUGUUGCCAGUUGUGAACAACAGUGAAUGUAAUAAUGCUUAUGUGGGCAAUCCGAGCAUAACGAGCAAUAUGAUUUGUGCUGGAUUUUUAAAUGUGGGAGGGAAAAGUUCAUGUCAGGGAGACUCUGGAGGUCCAGUGGUCAGGAGGAACGGCUCCCUGUGGAUUCAGUCCGGCAUUGUGAGUUUUGGUCCAGAACAAUGUGAUAAUCCCAAAUAUCCAAGUGUGUACGCCAGAGUUUCUCGGUACCAGGACUGGAUCAAGUCUUACACGGGCAGCAACCCACCUGGAUUUGUUGAAUUCAACUCGAGUGGAUUCAGAAGUUCACUCAACUUCCUUUUAUUGUCCAUUCCUUUCACCUUCUCGCUAUAUCUCUACUCCUAAAGAUUGUUUGAACAGUAAUUCUCAAGGUUCUUUGAUGAAGACGAUAGAUGUGUUGUACAUGCUCUCAUAAAGAGAUAAAAAGAGCAGUUAUAUUGUUAUUUUUGUCAUUUAUUCUUUAUCUUUACAAAUAUGUCUAAAGCUCUGCAUUGUGAUCAGGGAUACUUGUAAAGUAAAGUUGAUUUUAACAGAAUAAAUACAAAAGAAUGAACUGG